UAGCUGUUGCUAAUUGGUGAUGCCUGCCGUCCUUGACGGUAAAACAAGACUUCUACGCUACCCUGCCUUACUGUCACAAUGUUUUCUUGAAUCUUCAGUUUAUGCAAAAUGUGUAAUGUCUCUAGAAGAUGUUAAGCAUAAUUCUUGUGAAAAAGAAUUUCAAAUUUUGAAACGCUGUGUUCAAAACCGUGCACGUGAAACCGGUAUACGACUUUGAUUUCCGUUGCUGUUUAAAAUGUCGGGAAGCGAGAAAUCAAAAGCCAACUUGACUUCCCAUGUUAGUUUGUUCCCAGCACCACCCUGGCAACUGAUCAAUAAACUCUUCAGUACCGAUACCCCUCCACGCCCUCCUACUCCUCCCGGUUCAACUGCCUACAGAAUGUUCGGAAACUUUUAUAAUUCUGAAGAUGCCAUCCUCCGAUCCCUAGAGUCACAAGGUGUUCGUCGAGUUUAUCCACAGACAUAUAAUCGUAAACGAGAAUUAAGGAAAAUUAAUUUUUCAAUACUGGCUAACUAUUUGGAUUUGUUGGAUAUUAUCACUCGUGAUCCUAGCUCAUGUAAACGAACAGAAAAACUUGAUCAUUUAGCUAUUCUAUUCAUUAAUAUGCAUCAUCUUGUUAAUGAGUAUCGACAACAUCAAGCCAGAGAUUUACUUCGAGAAAUUCUUAAAUAUCAGGUUAACAUAGGAGCAGAAACCGUCGAAAAGGCUGAGCAGUAUUUAACACGAGCAGAUGAACAACUCAGGACAGCAGCUAAUGAUCUUAUUAUCCCGGGUACACUAGUUCCAACUUCCAGUAGUUUUAAUAUCAUGGAUAAUUUACGAAGUGGGUUGAAUGAUUUAGGCCCCGAGUUAGCCCCCUUACUACAAACUGUACUUGAUGAAACACUAAUAUCUAAUCCUGUUGGUCGGUGUUUGCAACCUAAGCAAGGACCUAUAUCCCUUCCAAAUCAACCAUUGGAAUCCUGUUCUAUGAAUAUAAACAAUGCCGAUGAUUAUCGGUCACCUGAUCACAUUGAUAUGGCUCUUUGGGAUUUUCUGUUUGAAACUAAAAAUGAUUCUGAAAUGGAUAUUAACUAGUGUGUAUACUUAUUAUGAUGUAUCCUCAGAAUCACUCUAUACAUAAAUUCUUUUAGUAUUUAUUGGCAAUUUGACUUUCAUUUAGUAAAUAUUAUGUAUUUCAAUUAGUCACUGUUUUUUUAUAUAAACUUCUUUGUUUUUCGUU
Messenger RNA from Schistosoma turkestanicum, 1223 nucleotides. The record is from the annotation of a GenBank genome assembly. NCBI's taxonomy places the organism in Eukaryota, Metazoa, Platyhelminthes, Trematoda, Strigeidida, Schistosomatidae.